Messenger RNA from Anthostomella pinea, 1239 nucleotides. NCBI's taxonomy places the organism in Eukaryota, Fungi, Ascomycota, Sordariomycetes, Xylariales, Xylariaceae. The record is from the annotation of a GenBank genome assembly.
AUGGCAGACGUCAACCCCUAUACCAUCGCGGUCGAUGACUCGCGGAUGAAAGACCUCAAGCUCCGACUCUCCCUAGCCAAGUUUCCCGAUGAGCUAAACGAUGCGGCCUGGGAGAUGGGCGCACCCCUAGCCGACGUCAAGCGACUAACAAAGUACUGGCAAGACUCGUACGACUGGAGAAGGGCCGAGACGGAGCUGAACAAGCUGCCGCAGUUCGUCACCGACAUCCAGGCCGACGGCUUCGAGCCGCUGGCCAUCCAUUUCAUCCACGUCCGCAGCAAGGUCAAGGGUGCCAUCCCGCUGCUCUUCAUCCACGGCUGGCCCGGCCAUUUCGAAGAGGCCAUCAAGAUCCUGAAGCCCCUGAGUGGAGGUGGCGAUGGGGUCGACACGCCGGCAUUCGACGUCGUCGCUCCUUCAUUGCCCAACUUUGGCUUUUCGGAGGGCACCAAGAAGAGGGGCUUCGCCAUAGAGCAGUAUGCCGAGACCAUGAACAAGCUCAUGCUGAAACUCGGCUACAACGAAUAUGUGACACAAGGCGGUGACUGGGGAUACGCCGUCAGCCGAGGCCUCGCCCACCUCUACCCUAAGUACUGCAAGGCAACCCAUCUGAACUUCGACUCGGCCAGCCCGCCCGAGUACCUCAAGAACCCCAUCCUAGCCCUGCAGCACGCCGCGACGCCGUACACGGCGCGCGAGAAGCAUGGCGUAGGCCGCAGCAAGUGGUUCAGUGAAGAAGGGCGAGGCUACAACCUCGAGCAGUCGACCAAGCCGCAGACGAUAGGCUACGCGCUGACCGACAGCCCCGUAGCCUGCCUGGCGUGGAUAUACGAGAAGCUCCACGACUGGACCGACGACUACCCGUGGACCGACGACGAGAUCUGCACCUGGGUCAGCAUCUACUGGUUCAGCACGGCCGGCCCCGCCGCCAGCCUCCGCAUCUACUACGAGGCGCAGCACAACGUCGACGGGCGCGAGGGCAAGAUGACCCGCGCGCGCAUGCAUUCCUGGUCGCCGGGCGUCAAGCUCGGAUGGAGCCACUUCCCCAUGGACCUGGUCGUGCUGCCGAGCACGUGGGUGCGCACCCAGGGCGAGGUCGUCUUUGAGAAGGAGCAUGAGAGUGGCGGCCACUUUGCGGCGUGGGAGAGGCCAGAUGAGAUUGUUGCUGAUGUCAGGGAGAUGUUUGGCAAGGGCGGUGGUGCUUUUGGCUGUGUCAAGGGGGCUUCGGGCUACUCGUCGUGA